Messenger RNA from Schistosoma mattheei, 471 nucleotides. Lineage: Eukaryota; Metazoa; Platyhelminthes; Trematoda; Strigeidida; Schistosomatidae. The record is from the annotation of a GenBank genome assembly.
AUGGAUAAUAUACAAAAGACAAAUCGAGUUGGGAGAAAACGUCGUUCUGUUGUUUUUGACGAGUCUGAUGAUCCUACGUCAUACGAUGGGAAUUCAGAUGAGAAAACUGAUCAUCCUCUUGAGAAUAUGGAGGAGCUAGAUCCUGAUAAAUCGACCGGAAAUCAGCAUACGGAAACAGGACACACAAAUAAUGUACAUGUAACUAGACGACGUGGAAGACCUGCUCGGCUUCAUCGUGUAUAUAGUAGUCGUGGUCGUCGUUCAACGAAAUUUCUGUCAGAGAAAGUUAGUCAUUGUGAUAAAACUGUUGAACCGAGCUUAGAAGUUACUUAUGCAUCUCCCGCAUCAGUAGAUAUGUCAUCGAUCAGUAAAUUGUGUGUUACUGUGGAUGUUCAUUAUGAUGAUGAAGUCGAACAGUUGCUUAGUCCUUUAAAUUACCAAAGAACUCAAAGGAAAAACGGAGCGAAAUGA